Gaeumannomyces tritici R3-111a-1 is the source of this 894-nucleotide messenger RNA. RefSeq lists its product as hypothetical. NCBI's taxonomy places the organism in Eukaryota, Fungi, Ascomycota, Sordariomycetes, Magnaporthales, Magnaporthaceae. The record is from RefSeq and is a predicted model, not a curated record. The coding region runs from base 1 to 894 and encodes 297 amino acids. The transcript has 2 exons.
AUGCUGCAAUCGCGCGUCUGGUGCCCGCAGCGUGCUGGCGCCGUCGGCCGAGUCGAAGGGGAGGAGGCGGGGCGCCAUGUCGGCGUCGCCGAUGCUCGUGGUGAAGAGGUGGCGCAUGCGCCCCUGCCGGACGAGCUCGGCGUGGAGCCUGGCCGCGAGCGCGAGGGCCUCGGGCGUGGGCCGGGGCGCCAGGGCCUCGAGCGAGGCGCGGAGCUUGAAGGCUCGCUCGAAGCGGAACACGUGCAUCGUGAGCUCGUGGCCGCCGAGGUCCGCGAGGCGCGAGGCGAUGAGGGCGCCGAGGGGUUCGCGAGGAGGGUUCGGCCCGCUCGGUUGGGGCUGCUGCUGGCUGAGCGGCCUCGAGCACGUGGGCAUCGGGCACCGCAGCCAGUCCAGCCUCCCGUCCGCCGGCCGCUCGGGGCCGAGGUCGUGCCACCAGUCGGUGGCGGCGCCAACGACGAGCCCGGCGACGUAGCACUUCCUGCAGACGGCCUUUGCGCAGCACGUCGUGACCCCGGUGGCCGAGAAGAGCUCGUUGAGCUCACACGCCGUCUGCCUCCCGUGCUUGGAGGGCGACGGCGAGAACAUCCAGGGGUAGGCGGGCGCGUUGAGGAACUUGGGGAUGCGGCAUAUCCUGCAGAGCUUGACCGAGAGCGUCCCCGAAGCCCCGAGCGUUUGUCGCGCGUCGAGGGUCGCUGCAUACUCGGCAGCCUGGGUGAGGGUCAUGGCCGCGUCCAGGUUGGCGGGCGGCAUGCCGAAGACGCCCGUGGUGACUGGGGACAUGGGUUCCGAUGUUAUUGCCGAGGCCGGCGCGGCCGUGUCCCCCUGACGCUGGACGUACUUGAGCAUCAGGAUGUUGCGUUGCGUCAGCGCGCCGUCGAUGGAUUGGAGAAAUGA